GCGAUCCACAGCUGCGUCUGACGUGUCUGUAGAAGAAAUAAACGAGUGAAAGUUCGUCUUCUGACAGCGAUGUGUGCGCGCUCCGCGGGUGUUUCCCGGUCAUUCCUCUGACCGAAGCGCGUUAACGGUGGAUGCGGUGAAGUGUGUGUGGUUUCGCUGUCGCGGGAAAUACGACAUAAAGCGUUUUGUUUUAAUUCCUCUGUUUAUUGUGAGUGGUGAAGUGUGAGGAGCAAUGGGGACUUUACGCGACCUUCAGUACGCGUUACAGGAGAAGAUUGAAGAGUUGCGACAGAGAGACGCGCUCAUUGAUGAACUGGAGCUGGAGUUGGACCAGAAGGAUGAACUGAUCCAGAAGCUUCAGAAUGAGUUAGACAAAUACAGAUCUGUGAUCAAACCCGCAACUCAACAGGUGCACAAGCAGAGCGUCUUCGAGCAUCAGAGGACCAAGAGACAAGCCAUCUCAGCCGAACCGUUUGACAUUCAGGACCUCAAUCACGUUACCCUUCCUUUCUACCCGAAGAGCCCACAGUCUAAAGAACUGAUCAAAGAAGCUAUUCUUGACAAUGACUUUAUGAAGAACCUGGAGUUGUCUCAGAUCCAGGAGAUUGUGGACUGCAUGUAUCCGGUGGAGUACGAUCAAGAGAGUUGUAUCAUCAGAGAAGGAGAUGUGGGAUCGCUGGUCUAUGUCAUGGAAGAUGGUAAGGUGGAGGUGACCAAGGAGGGCAUGAAGCUCUGCACAAUGGGACCAGGGAAGGUGUUCGGAGAGCUCGCCAUCCUCUACAACUGCACCAGGACUGCAACGGUUAAGACCCUCACAAAUGUGAAGUUAUGGGCCAUCGAUCGUCAGUGUUUCCAGACGAUCAUGAUGAGAACCGGUCUCAUCAAACACGCAGAAUACAUGGAGUUCCUCAAGAGUGUUCCAACAUUUCAAGGUCUUCAAGAAGAGAUUCUGAGUAAACUAGCUGAUGUGCUUGAGGAGACACACUACAGUGAUGGAGAGUACAUUAUUAGACAAGGUGCCAGAGGGGACACAUUCUUUAUCAUUAGCAAAGGAAAGGUGAAUGUUACUCGAGAGGAUUCACCCAACGGGACCGCGGUUUACCUGCGAGCGCUGGGGAAAGGCGAUUGGUUUGGAGAAAGAGCUCUUCAAGGAGAAGACAUCAGGACGGCUAAUGUCAUCGCUGCUGAAUCUGUUACCUGCCUCGUCAUUGACAGAGACUCCUUCAAACACUUGAUUGGAGGUCUGGAUGACGUCUCAAACAAAGGCUAUGAUGAUGCUGGAGCCAAACUAAAAUACGAGGCCGAGAACGCCUUCUUCUCCAACCUGAAACUGGCGGACUUCAACAUCAUCGAUACCUUGGGCGUUGGAGGAUUCGGUCGAGUUGAGCUGGUACAACUCAAGAGCGAUGAGACCAAAACGUUUGCCAUGAAGAUUUUGAAAAAGCGCCACAUCGUCGACACGCGGCAACAGGAGCACAUCCGAUCUGAAAAACAGAUCAUGCAGGAGGCUCAUUCAGACUUCAUUGUGAGGUUGUACAGAACGUUUAAAGACCGCAAAUAUCUCUACAUGUUAAUGGAGGCUUGUCUAGGAGGAGAACUCUGGACCAUUCUUCGAGACAGAGGAUCGUUUGAAGACUCCACUACACGGUUUUACACGGCCUGCGUAGUGGAAGCCUUCGCUUAUCUGCAUUCCAAAGGAAUUAUUUACCGCGAUUUAAAGCCGGAAAAUCUCAUACUGGAUCACAGAGGAUAUGCCAAACUUGUGGAUUUCGGCUUUGCUAAAAAGAUUGGAUUUGGGAAGAAAACAUGGACUUUCUGUGGAACGCCAGAGUACGUAGCUCCAGAGAUUAUCCUCAAUAAAGGUCACGAUAUCUCUGCAGACUACUGGUCUUUGGGAAUCCUCAUGUAUGAACUCUUGACUGGAAGCCCUCCCUUUUCAGGGCCAGAUCCAAUGAAGACUUAUAAUAUCAUAUUAAGAGGAAUUGACAUGAUAGAGUUUCCAAAAAAGAUCACCAAAAAUGCUGGCAAUCUCAUUAAAAAACUAUGCAGGGACAAUCCGUCAGAGAGACUGGGAAACUUGAAAUAUGGAGUGAAAGAUAUCCAGAAGCACAAAUGGUUUGAAGGCUUUAACUGGGAAGGACUGCGUAAAGGAACUCUCACCCCUCCAAUUAUUCCUGAUGUCGCCUCCCCCAUUGACACCAGUAACUUUGAUAGUUUUCCUGAGGAUAAUGAGGAUCCGCCUCCAGAUGACAACUCGGGCUGGGACACCGAUUUCUAAAACUUAACACUGUCACAGACGUCGCUGCCCCGGAGCGUCCCGUUACAGUUGGUCGAACUGAGGACUGUGCACGAGGAGACCGGAAGAGAAAACACGAGGCCUACCUAUAGUUCAGCUGUGUGACACCGAGAUGCCUUCAUCCACGCUUCUCCUGUCGUGAGGUGCCACUGGGUGCAUGACAGCUCCCCGCAGCUCCUUACGACUCAUAACUGUCCUUCUGAUCAGGACCGAGGUCAAUAUUUCUAACACACCAUCAGAUAUGGAGUCAGAAAUGACCAUUGAUGUUUCAUAAAUGAGCCCGUCACAUUUAUUUUUAAUUGACCCAGUGCACAAACUGUGUUUUUGAGAUCAUAAAACAAAUGGAUGCACUGUGAGAUUGAAUGUUGAAUUAUUCGAAUUGCAUAAUUUUCAUUUCAUUUUUUUAAUAGUAUGAAACUUGUGGAACAGAUACAGAUUUAUGGGCCAUACUGUACUGUAAGUGCAUGAUUUUAUUGUUUCUUAUCAUUCUCUCUUUUAUACGAAUCUUAUAUGUUUGUUCUGAUUCUUCGGCUGAAGACUUCUGGAUUCAUUUUGUUUGUAGUUUGUAAAGGUUUCUCUCAAUGAAUGUUUAGUUAGAGAUGUGAUCUGUUUAAACUUUACAGUCACGAAACUCAAUACAGUUUGUGCACCAGCAGAGGGCAGAGUCUCACCAGUGCACUCAGUUCUUACUGGAACAAAGCAAAGACACAGUGAAGAUGUCUGUGAGAUAUGGACGAUAUAUAUAAAUACAAACCAAACAGAUAUUCAGACACUUUUCUUCUUCAGUCAUUUUUACAUAUAUGAAUGACUUAACUCACCUCAAAAAAAAAGACAAGAUGGAUUGUCUACAAUAGUUUGAACACUAAGUGCUGUGCUGGAAAACCAAUUCUGUAUUCUUAUUUAUUGUAGGACCAGGGGUAAAUAUUUAUGUGUAAAUAUACAGUGGUAAUAUUUUUGUGAUAUAUCUGUAGAGAUUUAUUGUCAAAGUACAACAGUCCUAUUGCUUAUGGAUGGAUUUUUGUUCACUUGAUCUGCUACUUCAGUCUCUAAGUUUUCAGUUCUUGUUUUCAAGUUGGUGAUUUUGUGCUCACCGUAUAAUAUUUUGGCAUUAUUGAAAGUGCCUUACCACAGUGGCGUCCAGAGUUUACCGUGUUUGUUUCGAUGCUGCAUGACUAGAUCAGACACACCUGAGAUUGUUCUUAUUCAGAUCUGUUGUGGAUUUUUUAAAGUUGAGAGAUUUAUAUGCCUUUUUCUUACAAUAAAAACAUAUUUCAAAGUAAUA
This is a messenger RNA of Paramisgurnus dabryanus, 3578 nucleotides long. RefSeq names its product cGMP-dependent protein kinase 1. NCBI's taxonomy places the organism in Eukaryota, Metazoa, Chordata, Actinopteri, Cypriniformes, Cobitidae. Gene Ontology annotation, biological process: protein phosphorylation. The record is from RefSeq and is a predicted model, not a curated record. Gene Ontology annotation, molecular function: ATP binding; cGMP-dependent protein kinase activity.